This is a messenger RNA of Peromyscus californicus insignis, 3840 nucleotides long. RefSeq names its product thymopoietin (gene Tmpo). NCBI's taxonomy places the organism in Eukaryota, Metazoa, Chordata, Mammalia, Rodentia, Cricetidae. The transcript has 4 exons. Gene Ontology annotation, molecular function: DNA binding. The record is from RefSeq and is a predicted model, not a curated record. The coding region runs from base 14 to 2122 and encodes 702 amino acids.
GCCGAGCCCGAAGAUGCCGGAGUUCCUGGAGGACCCUUCGGUCCUGACCAAAGACAAGUUGAAGAGCGAGUUGGUCGCCAACAACGUGACGCUCCCGGCCGGCGAGCAGCGCAAGGACGUGUACGUGCAGCUCUACCUGCAGCACCUCACGGCGCGCAACCGGCCGCCGCCGCCGCCGUCGUCGUCGUCGUCGCCGCUCGCCGCGGGCGCCAACAGCAAGGGGCCGCCCGACUUCUCCAGCGACGAGGAGCGCGAGCCCACCCCGGUGCUCGGCUCCGGGGCCUCCUCGGGCCGCGGCCGAGCCGCCGUCGGCAGGAAAGCCACAAAGAAAACUGAUAAGCCCAGACUAGAAGAUAAAGAUGACCUAGAUGUGACAGAGCUCUCUAAUGAAGAACUUCUGGAUCAGCUUGUGAGAUACGGGGUGAAUCCUGGUCCCAUUGUGGGGACAACCAGGAAGCUGUAUGAGAAAAAGCUGUUGAAGCUGAGGGAACAGGGAACAGAAUCACGGUCAUCUACGCCCCUGCCAACAGUCUCUUCUUCAGCAGAGAACACAAGACAGAAUGGAAGUAACGACUCCGACAGAUACAGUGACAACGACGAAGGGAAGAAGAAAGAACACAAGAAAGUGAAGUCCACUAGGGAUUUUGUUCCUUUUUCUGAACUUGCAUCUGCUCCCUCUGGUGGAUUUUUUCAGGGUAUUUCUUUUCCUGAAAUCUCCACCCGCCCUCCUCUGGGCAGGACGGAAGUGCAGGCAGCUAAGAGAGUCCACACUUCUAAGGGAGACCCCCCCAGGGAGCCUCUUACUGACACAGUCUUGCCUGGGAAGGGACAGGUGCAGAGGUUGGCCGCUGGACGGAAUAUAUCUGUUCCUUCCGAGUCUAGCUAUGAUAGAUGUGUAGAGAAAAGUUCUUCAUCAUCUGCUCAGCGUGAACUCGCUGCCAGGCUGGCCUCUGCUGCAGCGUCUCCCUCACUGAUGAGAGAGACCACUACUACUUACUGUAAAGACGUAGUAGAAAAUAUCUGCCGUGGAGGGAAAGGUAGAGCUCGGCCAUCCAGUGCUGAGGGGCCUGGUGUUUCAGAUCAGUCUGUGAUCUCUAGUGAAAGAGAGGUGCUGCAGGAGUCAGAGAGGUCCCAGGUCAUCUCUCCACCACUUGCUCGUGCGAUCAGAGACUAUGUUAAUUCUCUGUUAGUCCAGGGUGGGGUCAGCAGUGUGCCUGGGAUCUCUAAUUCUGUACCCACACUGGAUAUAGAAAACAUAUGCAAGAGACUUAGCCAGUCUAAUCGGCAAGAGUCUGAAUCCCUGUCUUCUCCCCGCAAAGUCCUCAGACUCAGUGAGACGCCCGGAAAGGAAGGGGAUUCAGGUUCACGUGUGGCAUUUCAGAAUACGCCUGCAUCUGAACACAUGUCUUCUUUUGUCAAGAGUGUUGUCUCUCAUUCCCUUACAACCUUAGGAAUAGAAGUGUCUCAGCAAGCACAGCAGAAUAAAAUAGAUGCCUCCGAACCGUCUUUUCCUCUACAUGAAUCGAUUUUAAACGUGAUCGAAGAGGAGUGGCAGCAGAUUGAUAGGCAGCUGCCUUCACUGGCAUGCAAAUAUCCAGUUUCUUCCAGCGAGGCAACACGGAUAUUAUCGGUUCCAGCAGUAGAUGAUGAAAUCCUGGGGCUUGUUCCUGAAACCACCCCACGCACCGCAGCAGUUCAGGCGUCCUCCACUGAGUCUUGUGAUAAACAUUUGGACUUAGCUCUCUGUAGAUCUUAUGAAGCUGCAGCAUCAGCAUUGCAGAUUGCAGCCCACACUGCCUUUGUAGCUAAGUCUCUGCAAGCCGACAUAAGUCAGGCUGCACAGAUCAUUAGUUCAGAUCCUAGUCAUGCACACCAAGCCCUUGAGAUUCUGAGCAGGACCUAUGAUGCAGCUUCGUAUCUUUGUGAUGCUGCGUUUGAUGACGUGAGGGUGUCUGCCCAUAUCAUGGGUUCUUCUACUAUGGGUCGGCGUUAUCUGUGGUUGAAGGACUGUAAGAUUACCCCAGCUUCUAAGAAUAAACUGACUGUUGCUCCCUUUAAGGGUGGAACACUCUUCGGAGGAGAAGUACACAAAGUUAUUAAAAAGCGUGGAAAUAAACAGUAAUGUAGUUAAAAACAAAGGGACUUAUUCUUGAUUGUAGAAUUUAUGAACAUUUCUAGGAAUUCUAGCAGCUUCUAUGCCAGAAUUUUCUUUUGAGGCCUUUUUAAUCUCCUAAUAGCACUAAUUUCAAGGUGUUAAGCUUCCACUCAUCAAUUAUAGUAUAAUUACACACAGAGAAGCCUAGUACAGUUUAAGUUUAGUUCACAUGUUUGUCUCACAUAAGUUUAUAGCUUCCUGUUUUACAUAACACUUUUACACAAGUCUUAAAUUGUUUUCUUUCUAAUAAAAAAUUUUACAGCUCUUAGAUUUAAAAAGAAUUCCAGCAACUAAAGUAUCAGUAGAAUCAUCAUUUUUUGUUUUGUUUUGUUUUUCGAGAUAGGGUUUCUCCGUGUAGAUCAGGUUGCCCUUGAACCCACAGAGAUCUGCCUGCCUCCACCUUAUGAGUGCUGGGGUUAAAGGCGUGCACCCCCACCGCCUAGCGGCCUCCCUCUUUUUAUCAGUGCCAUUCGCAUACUUCUUUAUGCCUCGAUCAGGGUUAAACAUUGUUAACCACUUAAAUCAUCGUUUUUGUUUUUUCCCUUCUCACAGGAAUUUAGUUUGAAAAGUCUAGUGUGCAGGAAGGCCAAGUCUCAGAGCAGUGACAUAGGCACACAGCCCUUGUGAUUUCAGUCUGCUCUGCUGCUGCUGCUUAUUUUCAUUACACAAAUCUUUGGCUAGGAGGCCUUUUGUCCACUCAUGACAUUGCAGGUCAUCUCCAGGCGACCUUUGCACUUAUUCUUUUUGUCACUCUUGGCUAAGUAGCCACACGUUCUAAAAUUUGUCAGCAUUCUUGUUCAUGUUUUUGUCUCCAACAGACUUUAUGGUAACUCUAGAUCAGUGUAACUCUAAGUGCCAGUCCACACACGUGCUGAUUCAGACACUCUGCAAGAAUAGAAGGGAAAGGGGCUGCAUCUCAGUGCUAAGGAACAUGUGCUUACCAUGCACGUGGCCCUGAGUUCAGUUCACCACCACCCAAAAAAAUUUCAUGAAAGAAUUUAAACCUAGAGAGAUACUUUGUAAGAGAAUGAGAAGAGGUACACCGCAUGCCUGUAUGUAUGUACACACACAUCACAUAUGCGCUCACUUCAGUGAAAAAAGCAGUGUACAGUUAUAUGUUCUGAUAGAGGAGGCAGCCAAGUCAUACGAGCAUGUAGACCACACUGAGGAACACAGCUGUGGAUAAGUAUAGAUGUUCUGAUACAGUUGAUGUUCACUCAACAUGACUUUCGUUAGAUGAAAAAGACACUGGGAAGACAGGGCUUUUUUUACUUACAUGUAUGUAAAGGCAUGUUGUAUGUCCUGAGUAGUUAAAUUUCAGAUCUGAAUGCUAAAAGCAAAUUUGAAUUAUUUUCUAAAAACCUUAAGAAAUUUUACUCUACCCCAAUGUCUGUGUCUGUAUGAAGCAAUGUAUUGCCUUGUUUUCAUGUGUAUGGUUGUAAGGUAAGGUAGCGUGGUUGUAGAGACAUGGAAAAUGGUCUUAAGCAUAACCAAAUACAGUCCAUUGAGUGUACAUGUCUACUACCUGUUCUCAGACUGCACAUGCCAUCUCUGCAGCUUUGUUACUUGUCUUCUCAAAUGUACAUGUAUCCAUGUACCUGUUAAGUGCUGUGUGGUUUCUUAAAGCGAUGUAUCCCUGUAGAAUGCUUCUACAAAUUCAAUAAAGUUGUUAAAUUUGAACAGUU